This is a messenger RNA of Homalodisca vitripennis (glassy-winged sharpshooter), 598 nucleotides long. RefSeq lists its product as uncharacterized. The record is from RefSeq and is a predicted model, not a curated record. NCBI's taxonomy places the organism in Eukaryota, Metazoa, Arthropoda, Insecta, Hemiptera, Cicadellidae.
ACUGGAAAAUAAUUUGAAUCAACAAAUUACUAAAAAAAUGUUAAGAAAAAUUAAGCCACCCGCUUCACUAGUACUUACAAACUAUUUGAAACAGUGUAAUGAACCACCGUGGACUUCCUACUUUGUUAAAUAUUCAAGUGUUAUCAACGACCAGCGAGGCCACUCUCAUUUCAACUGGAAGGUUGGCGAUAGUAACUAUCACAUACUGAGAACAGGUUGUUACCCGUACAUUAAAUAUCAUUGUACCAAGAGGCCGUACACAGAUUUGUCCAUGGACAAUCAAAUGAUGAGAAUCAUCAAAGUAUUAAACUUAGGUAUUCCUACACUUUUAUAUGGUAUAGCCGCAAUAUUCCUAAUCAGUCAUUCAGAAGUUGUAUACACAGAUAAAGGGAAUGUUUUAAUUUAUUUCCUUUUAGAGGAAAAGAAAGGAUCUUUACAUUAACCUACACCAGGCUUGUAAAUGCCAUAGAUCCAGUUAUAUAUUUUUAACAUGUAAUUAUUAUUUGUAAAUUUAAUUUAAUUGGAUUUUAAAUUAAAUAUUUAAUUAUGAAUCAUAAAAUGAUGUGUUACACUUUUAAAUAAACAUAUUGUUAUGUUA